This is a messenger RNA of Orussus abietinus, 1854 nucleotides long. RefSeq names its product tether containing UBX domain for GLUT4. The record is from RefSeq and is a predicted model, not a curated record. Gene Ontology annotation, molecular function: protein binding. NCBI's taxonomy places the organism in Eukaryota, Metazoa, Arthropoda, Insecta, Hymenoptera, Orussidae. The transcript is spliced from 8 exons. Bases 141 to 1757 code for a protein of 538 amino acids.
UAGCCAGGAAAUUGAACAGGGAACUACGAAAAAAUAAAUUCCUGUAUGUACCCUACCAUUGGCGAACGUCUUUAGAUCGAACCAAUCGGAUUUUCCAGGUUCUGCAAUUAGCAGCAAUUAGUACGCAAAAAAUAGUAGUAAUGGCGGCAAAUAAAAGUGUUACAGUUUUGACACCAAAUGGGCGCCGACAAAACGUUCGAGUCACUCCAGACACUACUAUUUUACAAGUGAUCGAAGAAGUAUGCCAAAAACAUGGAUUUAACUCUGAAGAGUAUGAUGCCAAACAUUACAAUCGAAUAUUGGAUGCUGAUACAAGCUUUCGAUUUACGGGUCUAUCAAACAAUGCUCAGUUGGAAAUGGUACUUCGUUCUAAACCCAGAUCUGUAUCCAAUGUGACUUUAUGCAUUCAACUAGAAAAUGGUGAACGUGUUACUGGACAAUUUUCUCCUGGUAUAAGUUUGAAUCAAAUUCUUAAGGAAUUGUGUUUGGAUCAGACUUUGGAUACUGCCAUAUUAGUUUAUACACAUCGGGAGAUUUAUGGCCAAGAAUUGGACAAAACGACGUUGAGAUUGUUGGGACUCAACCGUGGUAGAGCAAUGAUGAGAUUGAUUCAUCGUCAUCCAGACCAAUUAAAAACUCAAGCAAAUGUUUGCACACCAUUACAUCGAAAGUCUUCAGAAGGUAACACUAAUUCUCAGAGUGAAAUUCCUUUAAAUUUACCAUCUACGUCAGAAUGCAACAUUAAUAAUCCAGUAAAUCACUCAACCACUGAAAACGUGCAAGCGAAUGUAGCAACCAGCCAAUCAACAGGAAGGUCUGUGGAGCCUGCACAAAAUACAGUACACGAAAAUCAACUAACCGUAAGCUCUCAGGAUGUAGCUCAAGAGAAGAUUGAAGAACCUGGUCCAGUUAUACAGCCAGUUCAAGAUGUUGAAACUUCAAGUUCAACAAAUCCUGUCAUUUCCACAGUGGGUGAUGCAGAUCAAUCUUACUUACCUGCAACCGAAGACAUGGAAAUUGGAAAUGCAAAAUUUUUGGGCGAACGAAAUGCUCUGGUAUUCAAUCAGGCAGAUGCUCGAGCUAUACCACAUGAUGAAUUACCAUCCAGUUUUUUUGAGCUAACGGUUGACGACGUAAGAUUAUUAUGGCGUGACGCAAAACGUCGAAGAGAGGAACUAGAAGAAACACCACUUGCAAUUUCUGCUCAUCGGCAACUACAAGAGGAUAAGAAUACCUUGAAUCAAUUGAACAAGUAUCGUCGAACAGUUAUCAGGAUACAGUUUCCAAAUCAAAUGGUGCUCCAAGGGCUCUUUGGGCCAUUGGAGACUAUUCAGGCGAUUAUUGAUUUUGUAAAAAUUUACUUAAGUGAUCCAGACAGCGAAUUUGUAUUGUAUACAACUCCACCAAAAAAGGUAUUGAGUCCAAGCAGCAGACUCAUAGAGGAACAUCUUGUUCCAUCUGCCAUAAUUCACUACUCGGGACAAUCGGAUCUGAAGACAGAAGUAAAGAUGAAAUUGACGGAUCCUGCAACUGCUAGUAUUCAAGCUAUAAAGUCCAAAAUGGAAUUGGAACGUAAAAGCCCAUCUACAUCUAAUGAUUCAUCAGAGAUAAUGAGUGAUGCUAAAGAAACAAAUGGAAGUAGUACAGCGAUGCAGGAACCUGCUCCAGGACCAAGUACAACUUCGGUGCCUUCCAGACCAGCUCGUCAGAGUAAAACUGAAGUUCCAAAAUGGUUUCGAGGACCAUCUGCACGCUAAUUAAUGAAAGCACAAACGAGGAAAUUGAGACAGGAAAACUGAUCACUGUUAUGUUUUAUAUUAUAAAUCAACCGAAAUAUAAUUAAACUCUCAUCUA